Molecule: messenger RNA, 396 nt
Organism: Terrapene triunguis (Three-toed box turtle)
Lineage: Eukaryota; Metazoa; Chordata; Testudines; Emydidae
Product: laminin subunit beta-2-like
Exons: 2
Biological process (GO): substrate adhesion-dependent cell spreading; cell migration; basement membrane assembly
Cellular component (GO): laminin trimer
Molecular function (GO): extracellular matrix structural constituent
Source: RefSeq, a predicted model, not a curated record
GCUGUGCCUGCUCCCCCGAGGGCUCGGUCUCCGAGCUCUGCGACCCUGUGAGCGGGCAGUGCCGAUGCCAGCACGGGGCCAUGGGGCGCCGGUGCAACCAGUGCUUGCCGGGCCAGUGGGGCUUUCCGGCCUGCCGGCCCUGCCACUGCAACGGGCACUCGGAGGAGUGCGACACCCACACUGGGGCCUGCCAGCAGUGCCGCGAUGCCACCACGGGACGCCACUGUGAGAGGUGCUUGGAGGGUUACUAUGGCGACCCGGUGCUGGGCUCCGGGCAGCAGUGCCGGCCCUGCCCAUGCCCUGGGUACCCUGGGACUCGGCAUUACCAUGGCAACUCCUGCCACGCCGACAAGGAGACCAAUCAAAUCGUCUGUCUGUGUGCCCCAGGCUAUACAG